UGAAAAUGUUUCGUUUAUUUGAAGCACUUCUUUUGCUGUGUGUAUGGCAGUUGGUGUAUAUUUCAGAUGCUUCUCCUCAAUUUGGUAUUUCAAAAAUUGGGGUUUCUUGGAUUGAAGCUGUUCAGUACUGUAAAUCAAAUUCAUGGCAGUUAGUCAAAAUUGAGAAUAAAGAAAAAAAUGACGCAAUUGCUAAGUUUCUGCUAGAAAGAAGUGUCGUUCAUCCAGGAGAAGCCGUUUGGACUUCGGGUACCAAAAGAACUAAUGGUACAAAAUGGCGCUGGAUUGAUGGAAAAGAUGUGACAUUCACCAACUGGAACACUGGUGAACCAAACAACAAGCGAGGUGAUCUAUCCUGCAUAUCAGUAUACAGAUCAAAGUCGGGAGUUGCUGUUUGGGAUGAUGUACCAUGCGAAGCGAGCGAUGUAAAAUAUUAUCCCCUGUGCGAGAAAGAAUUAUGUUUUCUUUUAAGUUAACUCUAUGCAUUGUCACUAAUGAAAUAAAAGUUGUGGUGUAUUAAGUAAAUUAUAACUUGAUUUUCACCAAAUAAAAUGUCAGAAAUAUAUUUAUAGUAGUUAAUAAAGCUGUCUUUAAUAAC
This is a messenger RNA of Diabrotica balteata, 595 nucleotides long. NCBI's taxonomy places the organism in Eukaryota, Metazoa, Arthropoda, Insecta, Coleoptera, Chrysomelidae. The record is from the annotation of a GenBank genome assembly.